CCUAAUUGCAUUGAUUGAGUUCACCUGUUGACUCCCUUAUUUAAGACUGCACUUCCCCUCACUCCUUCUUUUCACCUUCACAUGGGGAGGCAGACCUGGUGGUUUUCCGGUACUGGGCCACACACCCUGGGCCUGAAGAUGUUUUUAAUGACACUAAUGCAGAGUCCGAACCACCAUCUUCAUGAGCCCCAAGCAUGGUUCUCCCUUCUGAUGCUUGGAUCACGUUGCCGUGGUAAUCACAGACUAUCUCCCCUUUGACAAAUCUGCGAUCCGCAAUCACUCCUGUCAACAAAGAGAAGAUGAAACUUUGAGUUAUAUGUGAAUAGCUAGAAAACAAUACAGGCUGUUCUGGGUGUUAAAAUGCUCAAAACGUGGUGACAUUUUCUCCCCUUGCAAUGAAAACACCAUGUCUCACCUUUCCCUUUGUCUCCACCAAAGUCUUUGAUGGAGAGGCCCUUCCACCUCUGUGUCAUCACACUCCGGAUGAGCUGCUUGUUGCUGGCGAUGUCCUCUUUAUGGGGUGGCGUCCACAGCUUCAGCACAGUUGGAUAUUUGGGUUUGUUUGUUUCCCAUUUCAUGCCCUCAACACAUCUGUCAAACUGCCGCUGAGUCGGUUGGCGAUGUCUGAAUUUGGCUGGAAGAGAAACAGAACUUCAGUCAUAAAACUUGUUUAGGUGUCAUUUAUCAGUGUGAUAGUCAACGUUGGAGUAGGCUUGUAUAACUUGUGCAAUUAAAAGAUGACUUUGUGAUACGUGGCCAAGUGUGGAGGAGUAUUUGUACAGUCUGGAGUAAAUAUUUUUACUGGAAUAAAAGGGACUCAGUGAUCACUCAUCUACUUUCCAUGAUUAAAUACAAUCUCAACAUCUAGCACAUUAAAAUACACAAGGUCACAAGUAGUGGUUUCAGAUAGAAUUUGUCACAAAAUUCUACUUUUGUCUGAUUAAAAUUGGCCUUUUUGUUGAUGGGUGAAAACAGACUUUCACCAAAGACAGAGUUUGGCUAUGACAGUUUCUUUUUUUGCUUGGUGUCUGUUUUUGCUGCUUUUUGCUGCAUAGACAAUGGCUGACCAGAAUGAGAAAAGGACUCCUGAGUGCAACAUUGUGCACUGUCUGAAGUGCUUCAAGCCUCAGGAAAACCUACCAGUACACCUGGCUCGGGUGUGUAUGAAACAGAGCGAUCCAGAGGAGAGAGACGCUGCGGUGAAGGAAGCCAAGAAAUCCUUUAAGGAUUGGGCCAAAGCAGGGAGGAUGUGGGACUACAAAGAACUCAGUGAGGUCAUCCCUGACAAAGCCAGCUGUUACCGCAUGAUGAGGGAGCUGCUGCAGAGGGGGUGUUUUGUGGCUAACCAGCCCCACGAGCAUGACAUGGCAGGCUCUGCAGGUGAAUCCACCUCUGCUCGUACCUCUGCUGGAACCUCUGUUGGUACCUCUGCUGGAACCUCUGCUGGAACCUCUGCUAGAACCUCUGUUGGUACCAGGUUGCACACCCGGAUAACAGUCAAAACAAGAUGGGAUCAUUUUGUCAGUGGCAUGAAGUCUGGAAGGGCCUCUCCAUCAAAGACUUUGGUGGAUAUUUGUAAUUGUACAGUAUGUGUUCUGUCUGAAAUAAAUAAUUUUACUGAAAUAAAGGGACUCAGUGAUCACUCAUCUACUUUGCAUGAUUAAAUACAAUCUCAACAUCUAGCACAUUAAAAUACAGAAGGUCACAAGUAGUGCUUUCAUCUCUCCUGUUAUUUAUGCACAAUGCACUAUUGUACACUGCACUAUUUUACUUUAAUUUUACUUUUCUUAUUGUACUUUAUUUUGCUGUAUUUUAUCUAUUGAAAUAUACU
Messenger RNA from Myripristis murdjan (pinecone soldierfish), 1831 nucleotides. RefSeq lists its product as uncharacterized. The transcript has 4 exons. The record is from RefSeq and is a predicted model, not a curated record. Lineage: Eukaryota; Metazoa; Chordata; Actinopteri; Holocentriformes; Holocentridae. The coding region runs from base 1059 to 1664 and encodes 201 amino acids.